UCUCUCCUGGAAGGACCUAAGGCUUGAAGAAGAUUUUUCUCCUGAGACCAACAGAGGAAAGAAGUUUUUGGAUCUGGCUGCUGGCAGCAUCAGUAAGAAGAUCUCUGGACCUGUUUGGAUAUCAACCAACUGAAGAUCCUGGCCCAUUUAAUUGGACUCCUUGUAAUCCUUUCAUUCUGGGGUCAAGAUUUGGACUUUAAAGGACAAAAAAGGAAAUUUGCAUGUGUUCUAGGGGUGAUAGAGAAGAACUAAAACUUCUCAAGUAGAGUAGUAAUAUAAUUUUUUCCUUACGAAGUUGGUUUGGAGAGAGGAGACUUAAGGGAAAGAAACAGCACUUACCCUCAUGGGGUUUAUGUUCUAUUAGCAGAGGGGGUAUGCAUAUUUUAAUAAUAAAUUAUUAACAGUACUAAGAGUUAAUAUUUACACAGGGAUUACAAUGUACCAGUCGCUUUGUGCCAAUGGCACAAUGUGCCCAGCUCUUUGUAAUUAUCUCAACAAUCUUGAGACAUAUAUGCUAUUAUUAUCCCAUUUUACAGCUGAGGAAACUGAGGCAGGUAGAGCUGAAAUAACUUCCCCAGAUCAUACGACUAGUAGCGGUCUGGGGCUGCAUUGGAAAUCAGACUACCGCCUAAUAUGUGCAAAAACGCCCCGGGAGUUUCAGAAGCCAGGCGGACAUAGGAUAGGGUUCGAGGAUGCAGCAAGCGACUUCCGCACGCAGGAACAGGGUGCAAACCUUCCAUACGCCCUGGUGCCAGCUCUGGUCUCCGAAGGCUCACGGUCAAGGUAACUGGCAUUACUCCAACCUCCCACUUCUCAAUGCGGGUGCCAAUCUUAUUCCAAGUACCUCGGGAUACCAUGCACUCUAAGGCUGGAGAAGAGCGGCAGCCUGAAUUCCCUCUAGCCCACAAUCACCUCCCUGGGAACCACAAACCCCGCUAUUCUCUGCGGCCACCGUACGGGAGGAGGGACUCUCAGAGUAAGGAAGAAAGCCUGUCGCCAUGUUGGAAAAGGGCACUGACAGGAGACCAGAGAAGAGCCUUAUUCGAAGUAGGGGCAAAGAAGACAGCGCACAACCAGGCUUUCAGAGCGCUCUGAAUGACUUCCCGUGCCUCACAUCCGGCUAGUUCUCACGUGACUAACCCCAACCGUUCCUUUAGCCUCUCGAACUAGGAUCUCCAGAAGGUCGCUUCCGGUCUUGUGGGCCGGUAGGUUUUCUCCAGACCCUCUGAGUAGCAGAUACUCGAAAGUUCAGGCCCGUACCUGUGUGUCGGUGGAGGGAAGGGCACGUGAGAGAUCGCCGGAGCGGAGGAUGAGUGGGCCUGAGCCGAGGACAAGGAGUCUUGUGAGCUUCUCCGAUGUGGCCGUGUAUUUUUCCCGGGAGGAGUGGGGGCGGCUACGCCCCGAGCAGAGGACCCUCUACAGGGACGUCAUGCGGGAGACCUACGGUCAUCUGGGCGCGCUGGGUUUCCCAGGCCCCAAACCUGCCCUCAUCUGCUGGAUGGAUAAAGAGACAGAGGCCUGGGGUCCGGAUGCCCGAGACCCCGAGGAGGUAGAGAAGAGCGAAAUGGAAAGCUUUGGAGGAACCAGGAACAAGGCUGAGAAGUGGAAGAGAGAAGGGCCUGGAGUCCAGGAACCUGUUGAAGCACAUAGGAAGAAUAAUCUGUCAUUUGAGGCUAUGACAAGCCCACAGCAAGAAGAAGGCUCUUCCUGCACUGAUUGUGGCAAGACUUUGCAUAAACACUCUAUCACUGCACUCCACCAAUGUAAUCCCAAUCAAAAGAGGUCAUAUACAUGUCCUGAUUGUGGAAGACACUUUGCUUAUCCCUAUUUACUUGUCAGCCACCAGCGAAUGCAUUCUGGAGAGCGUCCCUAUUCCUGUGAUCAGUGUGAGGCACGAUUCUUCCAAAAGAAGUAUCUUGUCCAACACCAGCUAAUUCACACAGGUGAGAAGCCCUACUCUUGCCCUGAAUGUGGACGCUGUUUCAGACAGAGAAGAUCACUGGUCAUCCAUCAGCGUCGCACACACACAGGUGAAAAACCCUAUUCCUGUCCUGAUUGCAAGCGACAGUUUGUUUAUCCUUAUCAACUGGCCACUCACCGUCGUACCCACACAGGAGAAAAACCAUACUCCUGUGCAGAAUGUGGUUGCCGCUUCACUUAUUCCUCCUUACUAAUAAGCCACAGACGCAUUCAUUCUGAUGAGAGGCCUUUUCCAUGCCCUGAGUGUGGGAAGAGGUUCAAAAGGAAGUAUGCUCUUGAAGCCCACCAGUGGAUCCAUCGUUCUGGUACUGAGAUUUGGAGAAGUAUGCCAUCGGCAAGACAGUCUGCAGCAGAAUCCUCUGUCCAGGGUGCCCGCGAUCCUCCUGUGCACUGUCGUUACUACCCAGACAUAUUUCAGGAGUGUGGGUGAAGGAAUAUGAGAGAGAGAUGUGAAGAAGCUAACACCAGACGGCUGUAUCUUCUCUAUAAAGCAUGAGGUCAGGCCAUCUCUGUGUUGGGAGGGCAGUGAUAAGAACUGAGGGUGUAAAGUGAUAGGAAAUCUGGUAGAUCUGUUAUGAGGAGUGUUAUGCAAACAGGAGAUGAAUAACAGGAGUGAUGAUCUCCAUAAGGAGUUUAAGUUAGACAGCUUGAUCAUUACAUAUUGAAUUCUGCUAGAUAAAAGUUGAAACUCCCACCUUUCUUGGUACCCUACUCAUGCUACCAAAAUGUUUUGGGACCAAGAAGGGAGUUAAGUAUAGGUUCUACCCCCUGCAGUUCUCAAAGAGGAGGCAACAUCCCCAUCUCUUAAUAUUUUGACAGAACUGGACAUAGAAUUGGUUUUCUUUUAUAAGGCAUUGCCUUAUGGAAUGUCUGGUAGAUCAUGUCCUGUUCAGAUAUGGAAGUACCCCAUGGACAAUUAGCCUAUUAGAUAAUCCAUGCAUCUUCCCCUAAAAUAAAUUGGCUCUGGGCAGCUGGCUAGUCACCUUGAAAUUUGAAUGUAAAAUCUCUGAGCCCUGAAUGUUCUACUGUAUCCAGGCCCCAUUCUAGAAAAGAUGCUCCAUAUAUGAGCAUUUAUCAAAUAUUUAUUCAAGGUACUCCAAAAGGGAGAAUGUCUGUUGUCUUAUGGCAGAGGUCCAAGACUCAGUCUCUUCUGUAUAUCCUAACUUCUCUCCCUUUUUUCCUUCAACUCAACCUGAGUAUUAAGGCUGAAGAGUGGAAUGCCCUAGGUGCAGGGUAUCUUAACUAUCUUCAUUCUUCCUAUACUAGGUUUUUUUCCCACUGGGAUAAAUAGAAUUUUAACUGAUCCAGGCCUGCCCUGGAAAUAGAUUUUUUUUUAAUUAAUAGCUCCCUUAUUAUCUUGAGUUAGAAGCAAAUGACAAAACUGUUCUAAUCUGUAACAUACUUGUUUCAUCACAUGCCAACCUUCUUUCUCAUGGCAGAGAUGUAUAAUUGUUCUUUUUUCUAUUUUUGCUUAUUCUCCUGACAAUUUAUACAUGUUUCUCUGUUCUUGCUCAGUUUCGGAAAAAUAAUUCUGGACUAUCCCUUGCAAGUGCCUUAUUCAUACUUGUAGGCUAUUAAAUUAUUUUGUCUAUAUGGGA
This is a messenger RNA of Monodelphis domestica (gray short-tailed opossum), 3578 nucleotides long. RefSeq lists its product as uncharacterized. Gene Ontology annotation, molecular function: DNA-binding transcription factor activity, RNA polymerase II-specific; RNA polymerase II transcription regulatory region sequence-specific DNA binding. The record is from RefSeq and is a predicted model, not a curated record. Gene Ontology annotation, biological process: regulation of transcription by RNA polymerase II. Lineage: Eukaryota; Metazoa; Chordata; Mammalia; Didelphimorphia; Didelphidae. Gene Ontology annotation, cellular component: nucleus.